AUGGCUCCCACCAAGCGCUCCUCCGGUUCAGCACCUCUUGCCCCAAAGCGCCCACGACUCCCAAAACGACCUGAAGAACAUGAAGAUUUACUGACUGACGAGUCUGAAAUAUCUUACCGAACAUUGACUCCACUGCCAGCCCGCACUCGGAGUAGUCAAUCGACCACCGCCGCUCAAAUAACUCGGAAAGGUCUUCUCCGUUCCUCCGAAACCCCCACUGGGAGGAGCAGUCCUAGGAGGGUAGAAUUUCAUCUCCCCGAGGAUCAUACUGAUAAUUUUGAAGCGCAGGAGGAGCCUGAGGCAAUUGAGGCGCCAGAGGCAAUUGAGGCGCCAGAGGUGGAAGAAAUAGUUGAUACUAGCCACUCAGACUAUGAUGAUGCUCCGGAGAAUGACCACGAGAGCUCUGAGGAGGAUGAGGAUGAACCGGAGGAUGAACCUCAAGCCCCCCCCCCAUCUUACACCCAGAAGUCUCAGACUGUCGGAAAGAGACCUCAUACAGUUCAGCCCACUACUGCCAGAGCACUGGGCAAUGCUCGGAGGAAACCAACUGGCGCGGUAGCGGAGGUCAUUGCUUCUUCCAACGUGUCGGUGGACGUGGUACAGGUUCGACUCUAUCUCGCUCAUUGA
Messenger RNA from Morchella importuna, 627 nucleotides. RefSeq lists its product as uncharacterized. Bases 1 to 627 code for a protein of 208 amino acids. The transcript has a single exon. The record is from RefSeq and is a predicted model, not a curated record. NCBI's taxonomy places the organism in Eukaryota, Fungi, Ascomycota, Pezizomycetes, Pezizales, Morchellaceae.